UAUCUUGCACAACAUGCUCUCUUGGUUUACCUUAGCUUCUAUCUUGCUUUUGUUUACAGCAAUUCCAUUAGAAGCCAAUACCAACCAAAAAAAAAGUGGAGAUCUCAAUCUCACAAUGCCUUUUGAUUUCCGCACUAUUGGAAAAGGAAGUGGAUCUUCUCUAGGUAACCACUGGCUUGACAUAUUAUGUAGCAGCACUACUUUUGAGGCAGAGAUACAAGCUUCUUCAUCUACCAAGGUACGCGUAAAUAACUCCAGUUACGCUUAUACAAAUUACAGCUGCUACAGCGGAGCUGGAGUGAAGAUGUUGCACUCUACCAAGGUCCAUGCUGCAAUGACUUUGACAGAUGACAGCCAGAUGGUUACAACCUCCAACACUAAUGCAAAUAAAUUUACACUCAUAGGUUAUGAACCAUUUGGUUUUAUAGGUCAUGAAACAUUAACUUUGAACAUCAAUAGCACUCUGGCUGACCAGGAGGAUGGGGCUAUUUCUAGUAUUGGUUGUGGCCAAUCCUCAAUUCCAAGAGGCAUCGAGUACUAUUUUGCGAAGGAGGCAGAGAGUAUAAUAAACUUAACUUUAUUAUCCAUGUAUUUCUGGUUUACCAUGAAACUUAAGUCCAGCCUCAUCUUUCCUUUGUCCAUGGUAGCAAACAUCAGUGGUGCGCGACAGCCAUACUACGAAAAACUAGCUAUCCUUCACAACUCUGGUAAACAAUCUGUACAUUCUCUCAUCGAAGUUGGCACACAUGAUAAAUUGGUGUACCGCAUGAAAAGUGGUAGAGGUCACCUUCCACGCAGCAAAGUCUUUAGGGCAAAUUUUACUCUAGGUCUUGGCUUUUGUUGCUUAUUUCUUGUGUUUGGGAUCACUGGGAUCUAUUCCAGUGUGAAGAAACAGAAGUUGGUUAAGCAAAAAUCCUACUUCUUCCAGAAAAAUGGAGGGUUAUUGUUAGAGCAGCAUAUUAAUGCUUCAACCAGAAGAUGUACAACAAUCUUUACAUCCAAGGAGCUAGAAAUGACCAUCAACUGUCAUAAGAAGAUUCACAUAUUUGUUCCAGGAGAUAAUGGAGUCGAUCAUUUCAUAAAUGAGAUUAUCGCUCUUACCCAAAUCAACCAUCAAAAUGUGGUCAAGUUGUUGGGUUGCUGUCUGGAGACUGAAGCUCCCAUACUGGUACAUGAACUCGCCUCUAAUGGGACCCUUUUCGACUACAUUCAUCAUACCAAUGGGAAAAGUUCAUUGCCUUGGGAUACUCUUCUAAAGAUAGCCUCAGAAUCAGCAGCUGCCCUUUCUUAUCUGCAUUCUGCAUCAAUCAUCCAUGGAAAUGUCAAGUCUUCCAACAUAUUGUUAACUCAUUGUUUUGUGGCCAAAGUCAUCGGUUUUGGACCUUCGAGGUUAGUCCCUAGUAAUGAAUCACAGAUAAGCACAUUGGUUCGGAGGACACUAGGCUAUCUAGACCCGGAGUAUUUUCAUAAAGGCCAAUUGACAGAUAAGAGCGAUGUUUACAGCUUUGGAAUGGUUUUGUUAGAGAUUGUAACAGGAGAGAAGCCAAUAUCAUUUGGUAGACCAGAAAGUCAAAGAAUCAUGUCCUCCCAUUUUGUAUCGUCCAUGGAGUUACAAAGUGGUCUGUUUGAUCAGAUUGUUGGGUCACAAGUCAUAAAACAGGGACACAGAGAACAAGUCAGAGCAGUAGCUGAGCUUGCAAAGAGAUGCCUCAGUUUGAGUAGUGCAGAAAGACCUGCUAUGGAAGAAGUGGCCAGGAAGUUGAAAAUGUUGAGUUGAACCACCCCUACCCAGCUAUCUCAUAUAGCUCAGACAGUUACUUUGUUACA
Messenger RNA from Rosa rugosa (rugosa rose), 1827 nucleotides. RefSeq names its product wall-associated receptor kinase-like 22. Gene Ontology annotation, molecular function: protein serine/threonine kinase activity; ATP binding. The transcript has 2 exons. Gene Ontology annotation, cellular component: plasma membrane. Gene Ontology annotation, biological process: cell surface receptor signaling pathway; protein phosphorylation. The coding region runs from base 14 to 1777 and encodes 587 amino acids. The record is from RefSeq and is a predicted model, not a curated record. NCBI's taxonomy places the organism in Eukaryota, Viridiplantae, Streptophyta, Magnoliopsida, Rosales, Rosaceae.